This is a messenger RNA of Gongylonema pulchrum, 258 nucleotides long. NCBI's taxonomy places the organism in Eukaryota, Metazoa, Nematoda, Chromadorea, Rhabditida, Gongylonematidae. The record is from the annotation of a GenBank genome assembly.
AUGUUUUCGUUUCAAAAACUUUCGUUGACACCGCUGUUGAUUGGUCGUUUGCAGUUUGCCGCACUAAUUUCGUCAUGCAAAGUGGUGACAGCUUUGUGGAAUUAUUUUAUACUGUGCAGUUAUUUCUGGAUUUUUGUGGAAGGCCUCUAUCUUCAUAACGCCAUUUAUUUCAAUAUUUUCGUCGAACCAAAAGUAUCACCGUAUGCUUUUAUUGGAUGGGGUACGUUUACGAUUCUUCUGCAUGCUCGUAAAAUGUGA